AGUCGAUUUUUAGCGGCAAAACGGAUCGGUCGCGAUUUAAAAAAAAAGUCUACAUUAUUUUCUGCUUUCGUAGCGGAUAGUAAUUGUACGAGUUUUCUGGGCUAUAGAAGUACCGAAUAGUGCCCUGGGCGACUUAGUUUAGUACUCUCACACGAUGAGAUUUACUAGGAAUUCGACGCACGGUGCAGAUAGUACUUCGAUUAUUGCCACAGUACCUACCGCUGUUAUCAUUUCUACUGCUUUGAAUGAGUUUAGGAAAGCGUUUGUUUAUUUUAGUUAUAAAUGGUUCCAUGGGCAUUUGUCGGGUAGAGACGCGGAAAAAUUGAUUUUGGAUAGAGGCAAGAAUGGUAGUUUUCUUGUGAGGGAAAGUCAAUCGAAACCCGGCGAUUUUGUUUUGUCGGUUCGAACUGAUGAUAAAGUUACUCACGUUAUGAUUAGGUGUACACAGGAUAAUAAAUAUGACGUAGGCGGCGGCGAACAGUUUAACACUUUGGCUGAAUUGAUUGAGCAUUACAAGAAAAAUCCAAUGGUCGAAACUUCUGGCACGGUUGUACAUUUGAAACAACCGUUCAACGCUACCAGAAUUAAUGCUUCUGGUAUACAUUCUCGAGUUAAACAAUUACAGUCUGAACAUGGACCAAACAGUUUUGGCAAGGCAGGUUUCUGGGAAGAAUUCGAAUCGUUGCAGCAGCAAGAAUUCAAACAUCUUUAUUCGAGAAAAGAGGGCAGCAAGCCAGAGAAUAGGAAUAAGAAUAGAUAUAAAAAUAUAUUACCAUUCGACGAUACAAGAGUAAAAUUGAAAAACGUCGACGCCUCCGUAUUAGGGGCAGAUUACAUAAACGCAAACUACGUCAAAUGGAAAACGGACGAUUCAGUGGGAGGAGAAAUGGGUAGCGAUCCGAGCGGUAAAGUCUAUAUUGCCACUCAGGGUUGUCUCCCGUCUACUGUAGCCGAUUUCUGGCAGAUGGUCUGGCAGGAAAAUUGCAGGGUAAUCGUGAUGACCACCAAGGAAACUGAACGAUUGAAAAAUAAAUGUGCAAGGUAUUGGCCUGAUCAAAAUUCUUCAAAAGAUUAUGGCGAUAUAGUAGUUAAAAAUUUAUUGGAAUCUUCCACGCCACACUAUACGCUUCGAGAGUUUUUAGUCUGCAUGCAAGGCACUAGUAUAGAAAGGAAAGUUUACCAUUAUCACUUUACUGCCUGGCCGGAUCACGGAGUACCAUCAGAUCCUGGCUGCGUCCUAAACUUUUUGGAAGAAGUCAACAAACGACAAGGAGAGUUAACUAAAGAAUUACCUGAUAAUCAACCUCCUGGUGCCAUUUUGGUACAUUGUUCAGCAGGUAUUGGUAGGACAGGUACAUUCAUAGUGAUCGAUAUGAUAGUGGACCAAUUGAAAAAGUACGGCCUGGAUUGUGAAAUCGACAUACAACGCACAAUACAAAUGGUUAGAUCUCAACGUUCCGGAAUGGUCCAAACUGAGGCCCAGUAUAAGUUUGUCUAUUUAGCUGUGGAACACUAUAUUGAAACCACAUUGGAACGAUUAAAGGCCGAAAAAAAAUCAAUACAAUCUGGCAGAGAGUACACCAACAUUCGGUACAGCAGCGAUAUGGGCAAUCUAGGCAGCACAUUAUCCAGUAGUUUGAACAGUAUGGGAUCUUUGAGCCGGCCUGCCAGUACCACGCAUUUUCCUCAGUCGCCCAGUCCUGUCGUGCUGCGUCCGGAAGCUAAAAAACCCCAAAGAGUCGUCUCGGACAUACCGUUGCCCAGACCUCCAGAUGAAAUGGUAAAACCGAUGCUCUACGAAAACAUUCCAGGAAAUUCUGGCAUACAUUCGUGUACGGCUCCGCCGCCUCCACCAAGAAAAACAUGACGUCAAAGUUUCUUCUAGUUCACACUUUGUACCUCUUUUCGUGGCGUUUAUAAACAAUAUAUUUCGGCACCCCAGACUGUUGUGCUGUUCAAGCUGCAUUGUGAUAGAUUAUAGACAGCCUAGUUAUAUUAACUUGUUCUAAAAUGGUGCUGCAAGUUUAGAUGUAAAAAAAGUUCUAAUGGUGUUGUGUAUUGCCAUUUAAAUAUUUCGCUUGAAGAGUGUAAAUGUAAUAGCUUGAAAAUUGAGACUGAUUUAAAAAAACCGCAUAAUAUAUUGAAUUAGUAUGUUUAAGCUUGUGUCAUUAUUUCAUUUCUAGCUAGUCCCACACUUCUGCUUCAUUAUUAAUUAUUGACAAUAAUUAUUUUGUUGCGUAAUGCUGCAUUGUCAAACGAAAAACAAAAAUCCGAAUUUUAAAUUUGUGAGCCAAAAUUAAUAAAAUUAAAGAUUUUUAUCAUUGUUGGUGUGUUAGAAAAAUUUAAUAUUUAUGAAGUCAACAACAGCACCUAAUGUUUCUCUAGAAAUAUUAAAAAUAUGAAAGUUUGAAACAAUAAUAAUAUAUUUAUUAAAAAAAGACAACUAAUAUUUUAGGUACUAAUGUAUUUUGGACGAGUUAUUGUUGAAAUGUAUAAAACAAGUGAUAAUUUUUCGUGAUUUUAAUUUUCUAGUAUUUUCAUUCAAAUUCUUUGUUUUUUUACAUUAUUUAGGUACUUUCUACAAUCAUUUGUAUUAUUGAAUCUCGAUUCUUCAAUUUAGGAUGGAAUAAAAACUCUGGAUUUCUCGCAAUGUCAACGUUUUGUGUUUAAUUAAACACUUCUUCAGGACUACAAAAAACAAAGCAAAAAACAAAUAACAUAUUGUGAACUUAUCACACUGACAACAAAUUAGAAGUUCGUUUCUACUAGAGUUUUUAUUCCGUCCUAAACAGAAGAAUCGAGAUUCAAUAACAAUUUUUGAGGACACGAAUUACUAUCUAAGAAAUUGUUUGUAUUAUUAUGGAAUGAUAAAAUUGCAGUUACAUUUUAUAGGAAUUAAGCCUCUAUGUUGAAUAAAAGAUAUAAAAUAAAAUAUUGAGUUUUAUUUCGCCCAAGUAUUAUUUAAUAGCUUCUUUCGAUUAGAAUUUUCAAAAAUUUUGAAAAAUAUCUUCAAUUCUCAACUUGGGGUGAAUUUUUCGUCUUUAGUGAAUCACGUUCAAAGUACCUACCCAGUGAAAGGAAAGUUUCUGGAAAUUUUCUGGGAAUGGGAAUAUUUGAAUGUUUCAAUCAUAGGUUCUUAUCUUUGAUUCAAUAAAAUCAGGCAGUGGCGCGAUGUGCAUAAGCGAUACUUAGAAGCCCGGGCAUGAAGGGGGCUGGAAAGGCCCCCUUCAAGUACAAAUAUAUAUGUUUUUUUUUGUAAUGCUUUAAAAUAAAAUUGAAAAAUACCUAUAAUGACCGAUAUCGAUCGAUUGAAUGAGGAAAAUUCAAGAGCUUGGAAUAGAAAAAAAUAUUCAAGAAUUUGAAUGAAAUAAGGGUAAAUAGGUAUUUCCUCUUUAAUUUCAAAUUUUUUUUUCUUUCAACUUUUAGGAGUAUUAGGCUCUUGAAUUUUUAUCUGCUUCAACAAAAGCAUACCUACCUACAGAAAAUUUAACCUGGAAUAAAAGUAAGCAGAUUAAAAACUAAACAAUUAAUUUUGAAGACUAUAGUAUGUUGUUGUUCAUUAUUUUAUUAAAAAACUCAACAAAACACAAAAAUAACCAAAAACUCCUAUCAUUUUUUACCCUCCACCAUGAUAAUAUGAUAGCCAAACUUUGUCUUCACAGGUGGAUCAGUAUAAAUUGGACUGUUAACUGUAGAUAUGGGUAAAGCGAAGGCAGCAUCCUGGAAAGGCCCCACCAUAGAACCGCGCGUCAUCCAUCCCAAAUCACCUCCGGAUCUCGCCUUGUCUUCGCUGUAAGUGGCAGCAACUUCUGGAAACUUUUGUCCGGCUUUCAGCUUUUCCAACGCUUCCAGGCAUUUGCUUUGUUUUUCGCACAAGAUGUGUCUCACUUUUACCGCUGUGCCACCUUUUUUCUCUUUAC
Messenger RNA from Ceutorhynchus assimilis (cabbage seed weevil), 3920 nucleotides. The record is from the annotation of a GenBank genome assembly. Lineage: Eukaryota; Metazoa; Arthropoda; Insecta; Coleoptera; Curculionidae.